This is a messenger RNA of Naegleria fowleri, 354 nucleotides long. RefSeq lists its product as uncharacterized. Gene Ontology annotation, cellular component: catalytic step 2 spliceosome; U1 snRNP. The record is from RefSeq and is a predicted model, not a curated record. The coding region runs from base 1 to 354 and encodes 117 amino acids. NCBI's taxonomy places the organism in Eukaryota, Heterolobosea, Eutetramitea, Acrasida, Naegleriidae. The transcript has 2 exons. Gene Ontology annotation, molecular function: RNA binding. Gene Ontology annotation, biological process: spliceosomal snRNP assembly; mRNA splicing, via spliceosome.
AUGUCUUCGAUCGAUCUAGUCAAUCCUAAGCCUUUCCUCAACGAAUCGAUAGGAAAACCUGUCGUUGUUAAACUCAAAUGGGGUAUGGAGUAUAAAGGACUUUUAAAAUCAGUGGAUCACUACAUGAAUUUUCAAUUGGCAAAUAGUGAGGAAUGGAUUGAUGGUUCAUUCAGAGGAAACCUCGGAGAUUUGUUAAUCCGGUGCAACAAUGUCUUGUACAUUCGUCAAGUUGAUCCAGAAACUGAGGAGAAGGAAUAUAAUGAUCCAAAAGCAACAUCCUCACUUUUGAAACAACAACAACAAGGCAAUGAUGGAAAUGCAACAGUUUCACAACAAAACCCAAUGCAAGAAUAA